CGCAUGAGCGGGACCAACCAGUCGCGCGUGUCCGAGUUCCUCCUCCUGGGCCUCUCCAGGCAGCCCCGGCAGCAGCAGCUGCUCUUCGUGCUCUUCCUGAGCAUGUACCUGGCCACGGCCCUGGGGAACCUGCUCAUCGUGCUGGCCGUGGCCACAGACUCCCGCCUGCACACCCCCAUGUACUUCUUCCUCAGCCACCUGUCCUUCGUGGAUGUCUGCUUCUCCUCCACCACUGUGCCCAAGAUGCUGGCCAGUCACGUGCUCGGGGCGCGGACCAUCUCCUUCCCCGGGUGUCUCACACAGAUGUUCUUUGUCUUUGUGUUUGUGGACAUGGACAAUUUCCUCCUGGCUGUGAUGGCGUACGACCGCUUUGUUGCAGUCUGCCACCCCUUACAUUACACAACAAAGAUGACCCCUCGGCUCUGUGUCCUGCUGGUGGUGGGAUCGUGGGUUGUUGCCAUCCUGGAUAUGCUACUGCACACCCUGCUGAUGGCUCGACUCUCAUUUUGUGCAGACAAUGCCAUCCCUCACUUCUUCUGUGAUGUGACCCCCCUCCUGCAACUCUCCUGCUCAGAUACGCACCUCAAUGAAGUGAUGAUUCUUUUUGAGGCAGGGCUGAUAAUGGUCGCUCCGUUUGUUUUCAUCCUGGUGUCAUAUAUUCGUAUUGCUUAUGCUGUCUGGCAAGUCCCAUCCACAAAGGGAAGGUGGAAGGCUUUUUCCACCUGUGGAUCCCACUUGGCUGUGGUUUUCCUCUUCUAUGGCACCAUCAUCUCUCUGUAUUUUAACCCCUCAUCUCCCCACUCAGCAGACAAAGAUAUAGCAGCCGCUGUGAUGUAUACAGUGGUGACCCCCAUGCUCAACCCUUUCAUCUACAGCCUGAGGAACAGGGACAUGAAAGGGGCUCUUGGAAAAGUGAUUGCUAUGAAAGUAUUUUCUACUCAAUGA
Molecule: messenger RNA, 945 nt
Organism: Tupaia belangeri chinensis (Chinese tree shrew)
Lineage: Eukaryota; Metazoa; Chordata; Mammalia; Scandentia; Tupaiidae
Product: olfactory receptor 1F1
Exons: 1
Coding region: 4-945 (313 amino acids)
Biological process (GO): G protein-coupled receptor signaling pathway
Cellular component (GO): membrane
Molecular function (GO): olfactory receptor activity; G protein-coupled receptor activity
Source: RefSeq, a predicted model, not a curated record